Molecule: messenger RNA, 645 nt
Organism: Helianthus annuus (common sunflower)
Lineage: Eukaryota; Viridiplantae; Streptophyta; Magnoliopsida; Asterales; Asteraceae
Exons: 1
Coding region: 1-645 (214 amino acids)
Source: RefSeq, a predicted model, not a curated record
AUGGCGGCCAUUCGCCAACUAGCAUACGGGACGACACCCGAUUCGUUGGACGAGUAUUUAAGGACGUCCGAAAGGACAGCACGUGAAUGUGUGUACAAGUUUUGCGAAUGGGUGGUGAAGCUAUAUAAUAAGAAAUAUCUACGGAAACCAAACACAAAUGACGUCCAAAAAUUAUAUCAAGCGCACAAAGAAAGACAUGGUUUUUCAAGAAUGCUCGAAAGCAUUGAUUGCAUGCACUUGCCUUGGCAGAACUGCCCUACUGCGUGGCAAGGUCAAUUUACUCGAGGCGAUCAUGGUCAUCCAACUAUAAUACUAGAGGCUAUUGUGUCACAAGAUCUGUGGAUUUGGCAUGUUUUUUUCGGUGUUCCUGGUUCGCUUAACGACCUUAACGUCAUCUACCAAUCAAAGUUCUUUAACGAUGUCAUAACAGGAACUGGCCCAGACACCAGUUUUACAGUUUCGGGGGUGGAAUACAGAUGCGGUUACUAUCUUGCUGGUGAAAUAUACCAAACGUACUAUACAAUUGUUAAAACUAUUCCGCACCCGACAUACGAUAAAAGAAAGAAAUUUGCCAAGUUUCAAGAGGCGGCGAGAAAAGACAUUGAACAGUGUUUUGCGGUUCUACAAAAAAUGGCAUAUCCUUGA